This is a messenger RNA of Capra hircus (goat), 346 nucleotides long. The record is from the annotation of a RefSeq genome assembly. NCBI's taxonomy places the organism in Eukaryota, Metazoa, Chordata, Mammalia, Artiodactyla, Bovidae.
AUAAACCUCAUAAUUACUCUCCUGACUAAUUUUACACUAGCUACAUUACUCGUAACUAUCGCAUUUUGACUCCCCCAACUAAACGUUUACUCAGAAAAAACAAGCCCAUAUGAAUGCGGAUUUGACCCCAUAGGAUCGGCUCGCCUUCCCUUCUCCAUAAAAUUUUUCCUAGUAGCCAUCACAUUUCUCCUUUUUGACCUAGAAAUUGCACUACUUCUUCCACUACCAUGAGCCUCACAAACAACUAAUCUAAACACAAUGCUUACCAUAGCCCUUCUCCUAAUUUUUCUAUUAGCUGUAAGCCUAGCCUACGAAUGAACUCAAAAAGGACUAGAGUGAACUGAAU